Molecule: messenger RNA, 699 nt
Organism: Alnus glutinosa
Lineage: Eukaryota; Viridiplantae; Streptophyta; Magnoliopsida; Fagales; Betulaceae
Exons: 1
Coding region: 1-699 (232 amino acids)
Source: RefSeq, a predicted model, not a curated record
AUGGCUCUGACGAAUCCGAGCUGGACGGUUCUCUACGAUGUGGUGGAUGUCACUGUCCUACCUCGAUGUAGUUCGGACCACCAUCCUUUGUUGGUGGAUUUUUCUCAUACCCAAGAUGUGAAAUGGGAAAAGAGCAAUAUGUUUAAGUAUGAAGCUAGCUGGGCAAAGCAGAUGGGGCGUCAGGAAGUUAUCAAAAAAGUCUGGAGGGUAAAACAGCGAAACUUUGAUCCAUGGAAGAAUAUCCAGAGCAAAUUGGUUGGCUGUCGACGAUCACUGAAGCAAUGGGUGCGCAAGCAAGGUAAUCCGGUGGAGGAACAGAUUAAAAAACUAGAAGCGGAUCUUAAUAAAAUUCAGGGGCAAGAGCAGUUGAGUAGUCCUGGGGCAGAAGGUCCGCUUAAGGAAGAACUGCACUCCCUGUUGGAACAGGAGAAGUUAAGAUGGAAACAACGAGCUAAAGAAAAUUGGCUAAGGUAUGGGGACCGCAAUUCCAAAUUCUUCCAUCCAAGUGCAAAUCAAAAACAUUGUCGAAGUAGAAUUUCGGUGAUCAAUGACAAGGAUGGCAGGCAGUGUAACACAAAGGAUGAGAUUGAAACAGCCUUUAUAUCCUACUUUCAAGAAUUAUUUACUGCUGGAGAUAAUUUGGCUGUAACAGCUAGCAUCGAUGCUCUAGAAAGAAAGGUUACGGAUGCUAUGAACUAG